This is a messenger RNA of Centruroides sculpturatus (bark scorpion), 3998 nucleotides long. RefSeq lists its product as uncharacterized. Lineage: Eukaryota; Metazoa; Arthropoda; Arachnida; Scorpiones; Buthidae. The transcript has 6 exons. The coding region runs from base 3452 to 3958 and encodes 168 amino acids. The record is from RefSeq and is a predicted model, not a curated record.
CUUGAGAUCAGAAAUUCUACGAAGGAGGGAGUCACUAAUUUCAAUUUUAUGCUGUUUAUAUUACUAUUCUGUGUUCGUCGUUUGCAACGAAAGUGUAGAGAAAUUAAACUAGUCUCAUAAGUUUGUAAUUCUACACAUGUUUUAUUAAUACAGUUUAUUUCUAAAUAUAUGUAGUACUAGCGGAUAUGUCAGGCGAUCCCCGAGCAAAAUGUAAGAACAGCAAAGAUUGAAAUGAAAACCAUGUUAACAUUUUGAUUAUUUUACUAUACCACUGCUGUGUUUAUCAUAAAGUGUUAAAUAAAUUAUAAAAAGAAAAUAGAAAAUAUAACAGAACUAAAUAAAAACGACAAAAAUCUACUUUAAAAAAGAAAAAUAAAUCAAUCUUAUUUAAAUUCAGUUAAGAAAAUUAAGACAAAUCGACAAUUAUUUUGAGGCUAAUUAAUAAAUGAGUUUUGCUUGGCACAUUGGAAAACUCCCAAUAUGUGUUUUGUGCUUGCUAAGAUUGUGAAGCUCGUAUUGUACGGAUUGGCGCAAUUUCAUUGGCCAGGUAAACAGAAAUUUUCGUUUUUCAACAGAAAAUUGUUGACUUUCAUGAAUCAAGAAAUAGAAAUUGUUUUCUAAUAUUAACUGUAACGUCCCAUUCACAAACAAAUAUGAAAUGGUAAUCAACCAACCAAUCAAACUUCACCAAAAAUGAACAAAAAAUUUAAACUAACCCUUGAAAACUAAAAAACAUAAUUUGUGAUUGCUGAUAAUUUCGUAGCAAAGUAAUUAGGCUACUUUCUCGGCUCUUAUAAAACAGGGAAAGUAUGGGCAAUUUGUUCGGGAGAUGCUAAACAGAUACGUGGCCGUAUCUCAGCAAGCUUCCAAGUUAUGCCAUACGCAAGUUUUUAGCCGAGAAAGUUAUGCAAAGCAUUGCUGGUUUUUUCUUAUUGGAAUUGGAAUGCCAAAUUCCAUUGAUCUGACAGAAAGAUUGCCUUUUUCAGGGCAGAGAAUAAAGAUAAUACGACCAAAAGUAGUAGUCAACAAUUUCUGAAUGAAAGAGUACUUCCUCAAAAUUUUAAUUACAUUUGCUGAAACUAUAUUGAACUGUGUAAAGAACAGACUAACUAACUAAAUUCUUAUUACUCGUAUAUUUGAUCCUCCUUAUAAUGAACACCUAAAAUAUUGGUUUUAAUUAAAACUGCCAUAUAAUCCGUUAAUUAGUUAUUUAUUUAUAUUUAUUUAACCCGGCGUGAGUGAGGCGGGGUAUGUCAUACCCGACAAGAUUUUAAACGCAGAUUAUUUAAUGUUAUUUUUGUCAUGGAAAUCCCGUCGUCACAGUAGCUGGAGAUAAGGGAGUAGGAGACGAGGUGCAGUGUUGAGUUUAGUGUUGCGCCUGCGUCAGCGGGAGAUACAUAUGAGCAAAGGUGACUGGGGUACGUCAUACCCGACCUCAUAGUCGGUGUUACAUUUUUGAGUUGACAGUAAGUUUAUGAGUUACAGUUAUUUAGGCCUAUAGUAUUUUUAGAUUUAUUUCUAGAUUUCUCAAAUGAUAGUCUUCGCAUUAGACAAAAAAACACAUCUUCCAAGGGAAACUCGAAAAGUGAUCACUGAUGAACUGGGAGUACCUUCAUUACCUGUUUCCAAAAAAUGGCUAAUAAAUAUGUCAGGUGUAGUGAGUGUACUAAAAAACAGAUAGGAAAACAAAACAUUGCUGUUCGAAGUGUGAGAAGCCAAUAUGUAUGAAGCAUGCGAUUUUUAUGUGUGGAGAUUGUGUUGAUUUUUAGGUGUAAUGUUGGCGCUGUGCAAAUUGAUCUCAUAAGAACUUUUAGUUUUUUUCUAUUUUUAUAAUUGAAAGAUACUAUAGUUAUGUUGAUUAACCAAAGAAGUUGUAAUUUUGUUAGAAUUUUAUACGAAAAAAUGUUAAACUACCAAAACUUGUAGUUUUUCAAAGAAAAUAUAGACACUUUGUUAUUUCAAUUAAAAAAAAUGCUUUUCAAUCUUAAACAUAAUAUUUUAUUUACUCAUCUUGUUGAAUAGAUACUAUUUUUAUUAUCCCAAGUGAAAAAAUACUUUUUACACAAUUAUAGUAUAAAAAAUUUUGCAUCGAAGUUUCGGGUAUCUCCUACCCACCUCAUAGCUGGUGUGACAAUUUCUCACCUCAUUCACGCCGGGUUAAAGCCUUAAAAAAACUCAAAAUUUACGCUGAUUUAAAUUAUCGCGGCAUUUCAUUAAUUCAUAUAUCAUACAAUUAUUUACGAACACGAACCGAUCAGAAAAGGGUGGCAAAAAGGUGUACUUUUUUUAAAAAAUAUGUUUGUUUGGUGCAAUUUUGGAAAAAAAUAUAACAUCGUGGAUGCCAUAAGCAAUAUCGGCUUCGCUUGACAAGAAUUAACUGAUAAAUGCACGAACGAAGUGUGGAAGAAGUUAUGGCUGAAGAUAUCCAAGAAUUCUCCCCGAGAAGAGCCUAUCACUGUAUGGUUUAGUUGACCAAACUCAACCUAAUCGAUAGAGCAGGACUAGGAGAUGUAGACGAGCAGAAUACUGAAGAGUUACAGCAGGUUUUUACUAAUAUCCUUAUCAACGACGACAUUCAAGAACUGGCAGAACAAGGAAUUCAUGUAGAACUGGAAAACAGAGUUUCUGAGAACGAAGAACCCAAAGAACUUGUUACAGAUUUCCUUAGUAAAAGUUUGGUAACGAUAACCGAAAUCGUUGAUCAAAUUGUAGCGAAUGAUCCAGAUUUUGAAAGCAGUGCAAAAGAGAAACGAGUCGUUUUGGAUGCGAUCAUCUACUACCGACAUUUGCUUAAGGAAAGAAAAAAAGCGACAAAUGAAACUACAGGAGUUUAUCGCAAAAAACAAGAAUUUCAGAAAACCCAGGACCUUCCUCACAAAACAUGAACUUUGCAUUUUUUUUGUGCUUAUGUUUAUGUGUUAUUUAACAUAUAUUAUACAAAUUAAUAUAAAAAUAAGUUAAAAUUAAAGUUGUUAAAUUUCUUUCCUGUCAUUUCCUAUGUGUGUAGCAAUGAUUUCUGUUAUAUAAACUUUUGUAUUUGUAUUGUGUAGCAACGCUUCGUAUCAUAUAACCAUUGUAUUAUUUUUUAUAAUAAAUCAACGGCCAUGACGUGGCGUCUUUUAUCAAGCCGGCCACUUUUUGGUUCUGUAUGACUUGAAACGGAUCAAAGUAGUCGUGUAUGAUUUUUUAAACUUACUUGUAAGGUAUCCUACUCACUAUCUGUGAACACAUAACUUGCAACAGUGAUAUAUUCAACAGAAGUAAAAUUUGUUUAUUUCGGUCGAGUGUUCUCCUAUCCCUAUUUACUCUGUGUUAAAUUACCUCGUUUAACGCUGUUUCGUUUAGCGCUCUGUCGGCCAGGAACGCAUGCCCCACGUUAAGCAGGGUCUUACUGUAUUAUUUAAUUAGAUAUGAUUGUCAUCGUAACAUUUGACAAUGAUUUUUACUUGUAAUGCCAAGUUGGGGUUUUAAGGUAACACGUCAAUUUAGUCAUUUCAACAACACACAAAGAAUUUUUUCUUGUAAUACAUACAGAACGUUCGAAAGAAGUGGCUGCAUCGAUACUCAGAUCUCUUUUACAAUCGCCAUGAAGAUCUAUAUUUUAUUCUUUUCUGCAUUUUUACUCUGCAAAAUUGCCGGCAGAGCUAAUACAAAAUCUAUUUAUUCCUCUCAAAAAACUGAUAUUUGUGAUUUUCCUGAAUUCUUUACAACUAAAGUUUAUAAUUGUGUCGAAAACCUUAGCUUUCAUAAUUACAGAGAUAAACUUGGACACUUCAUUAGAUGUUUCCGAAAGGAUUCCUUUUCUGAAGUCAUAAACACGCUUUGUGAGUCAAACAAGUCAAUGAAUGAAAUCCAACGAGAAUAUCCUCAUUGCUUUGCUAUUUUCAGUUUGGAAGACGAAAUUAAUAUUUCCUCUAUACAUGAAGACUUGAUGAAUUGUAUCUUCAGCAAUAAAUAAGAAAUAAAAGGCUUUUUUAAAAUAUAAUGUAUUAAAUAUU